Messenger RNA from Condylura cristata (star-nosed mole), 1765 nucleotides. It is a transcript of the gene BPNT1, whose product is annotated as 3'(2'), 5'-bisphosphate nucleotidase 1. The transcript has 10 exons. The record is from RefSeq and is a predicted model, not a curated record. Gene Ontology annotation, biological process: phosphatidylinositol phosphate biosynthetic process. Gene Ontology annotation, molecular function: 3'(2'),5'-bisphosphate nucleotidase activity. Bases 145 to 1116 code for a protein of 323 amino acids. NCBI's taxonomy places the organism in Eukaryota, Metazoa, Chordata, Mammalia, Eulipotyphla, Talpidae.
UCGGUGGCAGAGGCAAGAUCCGCACUCUGCCUGGCGCGCCCAGUUGACCACCGGGAGAGAGCGCUGUGAGGGACGCGAGUGCCAGAACGCGUUUUUGUGCUCUGACUCCACUAACUGCCCAGGCUGGACGCCGUAAGGCUCAUCAUGGCAUCCGGUCACACUGUACUGAUGCGGUUGGUAGCCUCAGCAUACUCUGUUGCUCAAAAGGCAGGUGUGAUAGUGAGACGUGUUAUUGCUGAAGGAGACCUGGGUAUCGUGGAGAAGACUAGUGCGACAGACCUGCAGACCAAAGCUGACAGGCUGGUGCAAAUGAGUAUAUGUUCUUCCCUGGCAAGAAAAUUCCCCAAACUAACAAUCAUCGGGGAAGAGGAUCUGCCCUCAGAAGAAGUCGAUCAGGAGCUGAUUGAAGAUGGCCAGUGGGAGGAGAUUCUGAAGCAGCCAUGUCCAGCACAAUACAGUGCCAUCAAAGAGGAAGACCUUGUGGUCUGGGUUGAUCCUCUAGAUGGUACCAAGGAAUACACUGAAGGUCUUCUUGAUAAUGUAACCGUUCUUAUUGGAAUUGCUUAUGAAGGAAAAGCCAUAGCAGGAGUUAUUAACCAGCCAUAUUACAACUACCAGAACAAUGAAAAGGAGAAGUUAAGGGAACCCAAGAAUGAAACAAAGGCAGGACCAGAUGCUGUGUUGGGGCGGACAAUCUGGGGAGUUUUAGGUUUAGGUGCCUUUGGGUUUCAGCUGAAAGAAGUACCUGCAGGGAAGCACAUCGUCACAACGACCCGUUCCCAUAGCAACAAGUUGGUUACGGAUUGUGUUACUGCCAUGAACCCUGACAGUGUGCUGCGUGUGGGUGGAGCAGGAAAUAAGAUUAUUCAGUUGAUCGAAGGCAAAGCAUCUGCUUAUGUAUUCGCAAGUCCUGGAUGUAAGAAGUGGGAUACUUGUGCCCCCGAAGUUAUUUUACAUGCUGUGGGAGGCAAGUUAACCGAUAUCCAUGGAAACGCCCUUCAGUAUAACAAGGAAGUGAAGCACAUGAACUCUGCGGGGGUGCUGGCCACGCUCAGGAAUUAUGACUACUAUGCAAGUCGAGUUCCAGAAUCUGUUAAAAAUGCCCUUGUUCCAUAAAGAACAACCUCACGAGGAGGAACUCAGUUCUCAAAUAAUACAUUUAUUGUGUGGAAUUAGUCUCCACCUUUAUUCAUUGCUGAUAAGCAAUUUAUAUUUAGUUAUUUAGGAGUAGAAUAUAGGUUUAAGAAACUUAUCUUGAUAAUCAUCCAGAUCAAUUUUGACAUCUGGAAAAUUUAUCGUCACUAUCAUAUGAAAUGAAAGGAAGGUUUAGUUUCAACUGACCAUCCAGGUUAGUUGUUUAAUCAACAUUCCUACAUAUAAACUAAAUUACUUUAGCACACAGAACCACAAGUUAUCUGACUAUUGUUCUUGUUUUUCACAGUAAUUUUUAAAGUUUUCCUAUUUCAGUUAUGAAUAUAGUAAAAUGUCAUGUAUGUUGAUGAAACAUUUAUGGGGAAAGUUUCUUUAUAAUAAUUUAAUUCUAGUUCAUGGUAUUCACCAGCUUUUUAUUAUUUUUUAAAUAUUUGAAAAUCAUAAAUUCUCUAUUAUGGACAUUCUUGCGGUUUCAUCACACUGUUUAACUUUUGUAGGAAGUUAUGACUUUUAUUCCUUCCAUGGGAGAUGAUAUAUGCUAUUACAGUUCUUCUGACAUUCUGCCUAUUUUAUGUCUUUGUCUAAUGUUUUAAAAUAAAUUUCUCUGCUGUUG